AUGUGCUGUUCCUUCCAGCAACUUGUGGAUGCUACCACUGUCUACAGACAAUGCAGAUGUUGUGUUCCCAUGCCCGGCAGUUAUCUCCCUUUUACUCGGCUUGAAUUAAUUAAUCUUUUUUCUGUUUCUUGGUCAUUCUAUCAAAUAAAUGCGUUCCUCGCGCCUGUCUUUCGGUGGCAAAUCUCGUCAGCUUUCAUCGUUCGCUUCGAUAUAUCCCUUACGCUGAAGCAAUUUCUUCUUAUUAUUCUUUUUUUUUAUCUUAAGAGUCAAUUUUCUUUUUUCUUGUCUUCCUUUCUUCCUCUCUUUGACCCCGCCUACGUCUCUUCGUCCCGGUUUUAUUCUCUUCGUCCCAUCUUCCUUUUUUGUGUCCCUGCCUUCCUCUCUUCGUCCCAGUCUUCCUCUUUUCCUUCUUGUCUUACUCUCAUCGUCCUGGUUUUCCUCUCUUCUUCCCGGUCUUACUCUCUUCGUCCCAGUCUUACUCUCUUUGUCCCUACCUUCCUCUCUUCAUCCAUGUCUCCCUCUCUUCGUCCCAGUCUCCCUCUCUUUGUCCCUGCCUUCCUCUCUUUAUUCCUGUCUUCCUCUCUUCGUGCCCAUCUUCGUCUCUUCGUCCCUGUCUCCCUCUCUUCGUCCCUGUCUUCCUCUCUUCGUCCCUGCCUUCCUCUCUUCGUCCCUGUCUUCCUCUCUUCGUCCCUGCCUUCCUCUCUUCAUCCCUGUCUUCCUCUCUUCAUCCAUGUCUCCCUCUCUUUGUCCCUGCCUUCCUCUCUUUAUUCCUGUCUUCCUCUCAUCGUGCCCAUCUUCGUCUCUUCGUCCCUGUUUUCCUCUCUUCGCCAGUGCCUUCUUCUCUUCGCCCCAAUCUUCCUCUUUUCGUCUCGGACUUUCUCUCUUUGCCCGUCUUCCUCUCUUCGUCCCUUUCUUCCUCUCUCUUCGUCCCAGUCUUCGUCUCUCCGUCCCUAUUUUCCUCUCUUCGUACCUGCUUUCUUCUCUUCGUCACUGCCUUCUACUCUUCGCCCCAAUCUUCCUCUCUCCGUCCCUAUUUUCCUCUCUCCGUCUGCCUUCUUCUCUUCGCCCCAAUCUUCCUCUCUCCGUCCCUAUUUUCCUCUCUCCGUCCCUAUUUUCCUCUUUCUGUCCCUGUUUUUCCUCUUUCUGUCCCUGUUUUUCCUCUUUCCGUCCCUGUUUUUCCUCUUUCCGUCCCUGUUUUCCCUCUUUCCGUCCCUGUUUUCCCUCUUUCCGUCCCUGUUUUUCCUCUCUCCGUCCCUAUUUUCCUCUCUCCGUCACUGCCUUCUACUCUUCGCCCCAAUCUUCCUCUCUCCGUCCCUAUUUUCCUCUAUCCGUCCCUAUUUUCCUCUCUCCGUCCCUGUUUUUCCUCUUUCCGUCCCUGUUUUUCCUCUCUCCGUCCCUAUUUUCCUCUCUCCGUCACUGCCUUCUUCUCUUCGCCCCAAUCUUCUCUCUCCGUCCCUAUUUUUCCUCUUUCCGUCCCUAUUUUCCUCUCUCCGUCCCCUUUUUCCUCUUUCCGUCCCUGUUUUCCCUCUUUCCGUCCCUGUUUUUCCUCUCUCCGUCCCUAUUUUCCUCUCUCCGUCACUGCCUUCUACUCUUCGCCCCAAUCUUCCUCUCUCCGUCCUUAUUUUCCUCUUUCCGUCCCUAUUUUCCUCUCUUCGCCCCAAUCUUCCUCUCUCCGUCCCUGUUUUUCCUCUUUCCGUCCCUGUUUUUCCUCUCUCCGUCCCUAUUUUCCUCUCUCCGUCACUGCCUUCUACUCUUCGCCCCAAUCUUCCUCUCUCCGUCCCUAUUUUCCUCUCUCCGUCCCUGUUUUUCCUCUCUCCGUCCCUAUUUUCCUCUCUCCGUCCCUCCAAAAGCCUUGUUUGUUUUGUCUGCAAUGCAAAGCGCUGGACACUUCCACCAACCACCCACCCACCAUGUGAUCGGUUCAUUCCCGCGUCCCGCCUCCCUCGUCCUCUAAAAAUCCAUCUGCCGUCUGUCUGCUGA
This is a messenger RNA of Acanthosepion pharaonis, 1980 nucleotides long. Lineage: Eukaryota; Metazoa; Mollusca; Cephalopoda; Sepiida; Sepiidae. The record is from the annotation of a GenBank genome assembly.